This is a messenger RNA of Liolophura sinensis, 612 nucleotides long. Its product is annotated as probable serine/threonine-protein kinase roco4. The transcript has 5 exons. The record is from RefSeq and is a predicted model, not a curated record. The coding region runs from base 1 to 612 and encodes 203 amino acids. Lineage: Eukaryota; Metazoa; Mollusca; Polyplacophora; Chitonida; Chitonidae.
AUGAGCUAUAACCAGGAGGAGUGCAGUGAAUUAAGCACUCUUUCCGAGGAGGAUAUCAGAUGUCCCGGCCCAUUAUACAGGGUAAAAGUCUUCUUCAUGGGGGACCAAGGUUCUGGAAAAUCCAGCCUUGUGCAGAGCUUGCUUGGUCCGUCACCUAAGCUGAUAGAGCAGUCAACGGAUGGUGUAAGCCUGGACAUUUGGUACCCUUUCAAAAACACGAGCCAUGCUGAUCUCUUUGACUUCACCCUAAAUAGGGAACAACGCCAUUUGGUAUUAGAGAUGUGGGACCUAGCUGGCCGUCAGGUAUGCCAAGGUGUACAUCCCAUGUACAUGACGAGUGGUGCCCUCUAUGUAGUGGUUUUUAAUUCAGCUGACGAUACCAGCCUUGAAAGUGUGUCCACUACUUUCUCUACAAUACAGCACAAGGCUCCUGGGAGUACAGUCAUAUUAGUGAGUUCUCACACGGACAAGCUGACAAAUGAAGACGACUCAAAGGCGCAGAACAAAGCCCGGAAUUGCCUGGCAGGAUUGCGCAUGUGUGAUCAGGAAAUGGUGACAACCCUCAAACAGCAUACGGCGCAAGUCAGGCAAGGCACGCUUUUCAUGUGUUAA